This is a messenger RNA of Impatiens glandulifera, 1304 nucleotides long. RefSeq names its product 15-cis-zeta-carotene isomerase, chloroplastic-like. Bases 78 to 1178 code for a protein of 366 amino acids. The record is from RefSeq and is a predicted model, not a curated record. Lineage: Eukaryota; Viridiplantae; Streptophyta; Magnoliopsida; Ericales; Balsaminaceae. Gene Ontology annotation, molecular function: 9,15,9'-tri-cis-zeta-carotene isomerase activity. Gene Ontology annotation, cellular component: chloroplast. The transcript is spliced from 4 exons. Gene Ontology annotation, biological process: carotene biosynthetic process.
GUCUGAAAACUUUGUUGGAAAUGAAUAAAGUAUACUACCUUUGUUGCUAGCCACAAGGGUCUCUCUCGCCGGUAGCAAUGGCGAAUUCUAUUCUGUUAACAACCCCAAUCUCUUCCUCUGUUUUAUAUCCCAAACCCAAAUUCCCCACCUUGAAAUCAUCCCAUAUUGUCACUCCAAAACAAAUCGCCUCCAAAUUCAUAUACCCGAAUCAUAUCUCUGCUAAUGGCAGACUUUCAGCUACCAAAUUCAAAAUUCUUCACAAGCUACGCGCCACCUCCGAAGUGGGCGAGACUAAAGAACUUCUCUCAGGGGAAGACUCUGCAAAUUUCGACUUGUCCAAGCAGAAGCUCUCAUCCUGGAUUUACUUCGCCCUAAUUCUUGGAGUUGUUCUCUUUAUUCUUAAUCUUGUUUGGAUUGACAACUCCACUGGCUUCGGAAAGACUUUCAUUGACUCUAUUUCCACCGUCGUCUCCGAUAGCCCUGAGGUUGUAAUGUUUAUGCUUACAUUAAUCUUUGCCAUAGUUCAUAGUGGCUUAGCUAGUCUUAGAGAGACAGGUGAGAAACUCAUCGGAGAACGUGCAUACCGUGUUCUAUUCGCCGGAGUAUCUCUCCCGUUAGCUGUUAGCACUGUUGUGUACUUCAUUAACCAUAGAUAUGAUGGGACACAGUUAUGGCAAUUGCAAAGUGUUAGUGGAUUACACGAGCUUGUCUGGUUGGGUAACUUCAUUUCAUUCUUUUUCCUAUACCCAUCAACCUUUAAUCUACUAGAAGUUGCAGCUGUAGACAAGCCUAAGUUACAUCUUUGGGAAACUGGGAUCAUGCGAAUUACGAGACACCCACAGAUGGCGGGUCAAGUGGUUUGGUGUUUGGCUCAUACAAUAUGGAUAGGAAAUACAGUGGCUAUGGCUGCUUCUAUUGGAUUAAUUGGUCAUCAUCUGUUUGGUGUUUGGAAUGGAGAUAGGAGAUUGGCUCUAAGAUAUGGUGAGGCUUUUGAGGCUGUGAAGAACAGAACUAGUGUUGUUCCGUUUGCAGCUAUUGUUGAUGGUCGUCAGAAACUGCCCAAGGAUUACUAUAAAGAGUUCAUUCGAUUGCCAUAUUUGACAAUCACUGGCUUCACCUUGGCUGCUUACUUGGCUCAUCCACUUAUGCAGGCGGCUAGUUAUCGUCUUCAUUGGUAGUAGUAGAAUACUAGCUACCCUCACUAACUCAUAUCAAAUAGAAACACAUCGUACAAUCAUUCAUCUGUUUCAUAUUUUAUUAUAUAAGUUUCAAAGGUACAUAUAUUAGAGUCCUUAUGUUACCGA